Caenorhabditis sp. 36 PRJEB53466 is the source of this 1407-nucleotide messenger RNA. The record is from the annotation of a GenBank genome assembly. NCBI's taxonomy places the organism in Eukaryota, Metazoa, Nematoda, Chromadorea, Rhabditida, Rhabditidae.
AUGAAUAAAGAUAAUGAAAUGAAGGGAUUUUUGCGGGAAUUCGGCUCCUGGCAGCUGUAUGACGACUACAAUACCGAUAGUUGUGAGAUUUCUUCAAAUUUCCUAGUUUUUGACAUGAACGAUAGUUUUCAGGCGGACCAACACGAGGAAAAGCGUUGAAACGAUUAGUAUAUGAGUUGCCUUUAACAAAAUCGCAAAGGGAGCAAGAGGAAUCAGCGAAAAAUAAGGCAAAUCGAAAAGGAAUUUUUUAUGAUGGUAACAUACUGAAAAAAAUUUGAUUUUUCUCGAUUGUUAGAGGUAUUUUUUUGCAGAUGAAAAAGCGGAAAUUGACGUCUGAAUGGGUUUAUAGCGACGGAAACGUGAAAUCGUGGAAAAAAAUUCCCGAAACGAUUCCGAAAAAAAUCGACUCGACGAAGAACUCCACAGGAAAAAUAGUGCAAAUCAACCCCAAUUCGGUUGGUUUAAUUGUCGAAAUUGAACAAAGUCAAUUUCAGUUUUACCCAUUAUUUCGCGUCGUCUGGAAGAAAUUGACGAGGAAAUAGACGAUGCAAUACGCAGAAAAAUGAUCGAUGAGGUGUUGUUUGGCGAGAAGUUUCAAGGUUAGAAUAUUUUUUGAAAGACACUACAUUUUUUAAUUUCCAGAAUCGCCAGUAAGCAGUAGUCAUCGCGAAAUUGUCCGAGAAACGGAAAACGACAGAAAAGAAGGUAUUCCUCUAUUUCUUUUCUCAAAAAUUGAAAUUUUAUGCUCAGAACUCGUAAUAAAGACGCAUCGAUGUGUGAGCGGUCGUGAACAUUCGCAGAAAAAUCAGAGAGAAUUGAUUUUUCUAAAGAACGAGAAUCGAGAAACGAGACGGGAGACGGAGCAGUGUUUCAAGGUGUUUCAGAAGAUUUUGGACGCGAGCAAACAAUUGGAAAAAAGAAUUUUGGAGUGAGCACGUUUUUUUCAAGGCUGGGCAAAAGGCCGGUCCUUUGCCUCGACAUUUUUGACCCAGAUGUAAUUAUCCGUUCGGACCCAAACUUUGCAGACUUCUUCGACUUGGAUUGAAGUACACGGGGACCAUGUUUCACACCGAUCGGAUCAUCCGGUACCGAGAUAUACUGGUUUGAAGCCGGAAAGACCGAGUUCGGCCUCUAAUCCACAUAUCUCGGGACCGCAUAAUCGGAUCUUUCUGAAACUCGGUCCCAAUAUACUUCAAUCCAAGUCCAAGAAGCCUGCAAAGUUUGCGCCCGAUCGGAUCAUUGCAAGUGGGUCAAAAGUCCAGACCAUGGACCGGCCAACAAAAAGCCCAAGCAAAAAACAGCAAUGUUUUCCAAAUUUCCAAAGUUUUCAGACAAUCCAAAUCGCCGCAAAUGGACAACAUCCUCUACAGUGUAAACGAUAAUCGAUUGACAGAUACUAUCAAGUAG